AUGGCGCCUCAAUUUAAUAUUGAUGAUUUUGAACGAUUGAGUAAAGUUGGAGAAGGUACUUAUGGUAUUGUGUAUAAAGUGUGUCAUCGGCCAACAUCACAAAUUUAUGCAUUGAAAAAAAUUCGAUUAGAAGGUGAAGAUGAUGGUGUACCGGCAACAGCUAUACGUGAAAUAUCCAUAUUAAAAGAACUUCGACAUCAAAGUAUUGUUCAACUUCGUGAUGUUAUUCUCACUGAUGCACGUCUUUAUUUAAUAUUCGAAUAUUUAGCAAUGGAUUUAAAAAAAUAUUUUGAUUGCUUAGGUGAAAAUGAAGCUAUGGAUGUUGGAUUAAUUCGAAGUUAUACAUAUCAAGUAAUUGAUGCAUUACUUUUUUGUCAUUGUCGUCGAAUAAUUCAUCGUGAUUUAAAACCACAAAAUCUUCUUGUAGAUACGAAAGGUAUUAUUAAACUUGCUGAUUUUGGUUUAGCAAGAGCAUUCAGUGUACCACUUCGAAUAUAUACACAUGAAGUUGUUACAUUAUGGUAUCGAGCGCCUGAAGUUUUACUCGGUGCUUCACGCUAUUCAUGUCCAGUUGAUGUUUGGUCUGUUGGUUGUAUAUUUGCUGAAAUGUAUACAAAACGGCCAUUAUUUCAAGGUGAUUCAGAAAUUGAUCAACUCUUUCGUAUAUUUCGAACACUUGGUACACCAACAGAUGAAACAUGGCCAGGUGUUGUACAAUUACCAGAAUUUAAAUCUUCAUUUCCACGAUGGAGACAAAUCAAUGAUUUAUCAUCAUUACUCAAUGAUCGAAUGCGUGAUGAUGCUCUUGAUUUACUUCUUAAAAUGCUUGUCUAUGAUCCAGUAAGACGUAUAUCAGCCAAACAAUGUCUUAAUCAUUCUUAUUUUAAACAUUUUGAUUCACAAAAUUUUCCAAUACCGGCACCCAUUGUUGUACCUGUUGUCAAAGAGGGAACCAAGUGA
Messenger RNA from Rotaria sordida, 960 nucleotides. Lineage: Eukaryota; Metazoa; Rotifera; Eurotatoria; Philodinida; Philodinidae. The record is from the annotation of a GenBank genome assembly.